This is a messenger RNA of Penicillium cosmopolitanum, 3273 nucleotides long. RefSeq names its product putative C6 finger domain protein (gene clcA). The record is from RefSeq and is a predicted model, not a curated record. The transcript has 4 exons. Gene Ontology annotation, biological process: regulation of DNA-templated transcription. Lineage: Eukaryota; Fungi; Ascomycota; Eurotiomycetes; Eurotiales; Aspergillaceae. Gene Ontology annotation, molecular function: DNA-binding transcription factor activity, RNA polymerase II-specific; zinc ion binding. The coding region runs from base 1 to 3273 and encodes 1090 amino acids.
AUGCCGCCGCCCGAGGGGCAUCAUGGUCCGCCCCCGGUCCCGCAUGCCUAUGAACCUGGCUCUGCCUGGCGGCCUCCAUAUGCGCCGCAUUAUGACAGUCAUGCUCACCCUCACGCCCAUCCCCAUGCUCCCGCUCCGGAACGCCGUCCCCCCACCACCCAGGCUACCCUCCCACCGCCAAACUACCCUGCCAUGCAUGGCCGCGAACUGCCACAGUUACACCUCGAUGGUCCCUACAGUCGCCCCGGCAGCUUGCCAGGGUCAGCCGGCCCUGACCCUCACGCCUCGCAACAUCCUUUUCGUCCCCCUAUGAACGGAGCCCCCCACGAAGCCUCGCCGCAUUCCGCCCCGCCAGAGUACCGUGCGCCGCGGAUAGGCUAUCAACCAGAACCUCCCGGUCCGGGCGAGACGACACCUACUUCCGGUCCUCUGCCCCCGCCCUCGCAGUUUAUGUCUCCUGCUCCAGUUUCCGCUUCUACCCCUGCACCUUACGGCCCCGACUAUUAUCAGAGCGCGGCCUAUGGACUGCGCCAGCGCAAGGCAGCCAGAGCGCAACAAGCAUGUGAUCAAUGUCGAGCGAGGAAAGCCAAGUGCGACGAGGGACGCCCAGAAUGUAGUCAUUGCAAGGAAAAUGGGUUGAAGUGUGUCUACAAAGAAGUGCCAACUCACAAACAGGAGAAAUCCAUCCAGCCUAUCAUGACCCAGCUCAUGCAUUUUAAGGAUGAGGUCUUACAAGACCUCAAGAGAAUUCAUAACGAACAGGAACACAACGCCAACCUUCUCUCGCGACUUAUCAGCGGACAUGGCUCAGCCGUGCCCGAUCAAAAUCGAUUAAGUCAAUCAGCUAUCCCAGCCCCAGCUCGUGAGCUUCCGGUGAAGAUGGAAUCGCAGGUCUUAGCGCCGAUGGAUCCGAUGACUGAGAAGAGUCCUUAUGGACAGCAGCAGAGGUUGGACCCAGCUACCGUCAGUUUCGAUGAAACGGGAAUGAAGGGGGAUAAUGAGGGCGAGCUUUCAAUUCCGCUGGAACAUACGACCGCGGCUCACAAGUUGUUGAUGUGGCCUUCAAUCAAGAAGUUGCUUAACCCCCACGACUAUGAUAAGGACUAUGUGAUGGGGUUGGAAGGACAGCGUGGUGUUACCAGUAUCUUUGAUCGCGGCGAAGACUCCUUCUCGGCCGAUGGCUCAUUCUUGCCGUGGAACCAAAGCACACCGUCGAAUGGAGACCUGAACGCUCACAUGCAAUCCGGAUUACCAAGCUGGGCAGGCUCAGCAUUACAAGACUCGGACGCAGAUAUUUCUCGAUUUGGUUUGCUGCGGUUGGAUGGGAAAACUGUCAAACGCUACUUCCAUAGCUAUCUCAACCAGAUGCACCUGCUGCAUCCUUUCCUCGACCAGAGAGAGCUCGAACUCAAAGUGGAGGCGUUUAUCCGGUGCUAUUGCCCUACCGAUGCUAACUCACUUUGCCGUGAGAAGAAGCGCAAGCGCUCAGUCGAGGAUGUGGAUGGCAGUGGCAGGGAUGGUUCAACAAAGCCACCUGUGGGAUUGAACAUAGAUUGUGCGAUUGUUUUACUGACCCUUGCCGUCGGCGCCAUUUGCGAGACCAAGUCUCCACUCCCGGGACCUGUGAUGGAGAAGGAACCUGAUUACCGACAGCAAUUCAUUCCCGGUCCAAGGCAAACCAUCCCAACCCCCGCCAAUGGCACCAACACGAUCAAUGGUUUCCUUUCUCCCGCAAACUCAGACUCCGCGCUCCCAUCGAAUACCUCUUUCUACGCCCCAUUUGAGGCGGGUAGUCAUUCUUUCCCAUCCUCAGCAACAGAGUCACGCCCCGACAAAGCGCCGAGAAGACGGUCUACCAUCCAGGAUAGCCAACCUAAGAACUACCAGGUGAUCCCAGGGCUAGCCUUGUAUGGAUAUGCCAUACAAUCCCUGGCAUUACUUCACUCUGGUAUCCAUCUGGAGCAUGUCCAAGCGAACCUGCUUGCGGGUAUCUAUGCUGGACAGCUAGCACACCCAUUCUCAAGCCAUAGCCAUAUUCAUAAGGCUGCUUGGGCGUGCCAAGUUCUUGUUGCUUCGAAGGAGUACAAAGCACUGGAAGGAGGUCCAACACAGGACCUCUUUAACUUUGUGUAUUGGACUUGUUUGCAGUUGGAGAGUGAUCUUCUGGCAGAAUUGGAUAUUCCCGCCAGUGGCAUAUCCCGCUCCGAGUCUAUGAUCCCUCUUCCGAAAGGAAGGUGGACGAUCAUACCCAUGCCGAACGACAUGAAAGAUCCUCAUGUUUUGAUGAUGAUGUUCUAUUCAGCCCAGAUUCAUCUCCGCAAAGUUCUCAACCGUGUCCAUACGGAUCUUUACAAAGUUGAAAAGGAAGGUCAAUCUCGGUGGUCAUCCAGCGUCCAAGAAGCUCUUAGUCAGAAUCUGGAUCUCUGGCGUUUCAGCCUUCCCGAUAUUAUGAUCUGGAAAGACGAGGAUCCACCUGCGAAGGAGAUCAAUGCAGCUCGAAUGCGAGCUAAGUAUUACGGAGCUCGGUACAUCAUUCACAGACCGCUAUUAUACCAUGCUCUCCAUUAUGGCGGAUCUGGUGCGCGUGUGGAUGCGGUGGGUCAAACGUCUGCUGUGGAUUCCCCCACGGGAUCAGUAGGCAAUUCACAGCCACAGCAAAUGUCUCCUUCUAUAACCAAUACCUCCAACCGGGCACAGAAUAUGACACGGAUGCUCAGCGACAUCGGUACAGUCUCAAGCAACCCUGCUGCUGCCUUCCCGAAUGGUUGGACGCCACCGACCGUCAACUUGCGAGACCUCCCUUCCAAACUUCGACGUGCCUGCAAGGUCUGCGUGGACUCUGCCAUUCUUAGUACAAAGGCCUUCGACGGCAUCGAGGAUCCGUUUGAGGCACUCAGCAACGCAUCAUUUAAAGAGGAGCCGUACAAGAACAUGCAGGACCCACUAGAGGGCCACCGUAUGGAGGAUCCAUUCACCUUGGACUCGAACUUUGCCUCUAAGGAUGAGAAGAAUCGACUUGUGGUUACUAAUAUCUUUGGUACAGCCCAUGCUCAAUUCGGAAACCUGCUCGUCCUGUCAGCAACAUACAUGUCCACCCUAUCCGAGCUCGUCGAUCGCGACGAGCUGAAAGUACUCCUCAAACGAACCAUCCGCUUCCUCCUGCGCAGUGAACACAUCUCCCCAACCCUCCGCGCUGACGCCCGCAUCUUGACGGAAAUCUACAAGAAGAUCUUCCACCAUUCCCCCACGCUGGAGAAACCCAGUACUCCUUGA